Messenger RNA from Daucus carota subsp. sativus, 3305 nucleotides. RefSeq lists its product as uncharacterized. The transcript has 2 exons. The record is from RefSeq and is a predicted model, not a curated record. Lineage: Eukaryota; Viridiplantae; Streptophyta; Magnoliopsida; Apiales; Apiaceae. The coding region runs from base 1690 to 2694 and encodes 334 amino acids.
CUGCACCAAAAGUUAAAGUCGAGUAAUGCUUAACAACCUAUGGAAAUUAUUACCGAAAAAUCCAUAUUUUCAGAAAGGUAUAUUGCAGCAAGUAGCGCUUUUCAUGUGUUUCUGUUUUGCAUGUAGUUUACAAGUUCGCUUUUGUGUACAUACAUUUCUGUCUGCAGCAAGAUUGGACGUGUAACAACUAACAGGGUGUUGUCCUUUCUUUGGAGCAACAGUUCCAAUUUUUCGGGUGCCAAUAAACUUGGUGUGGUACAUUUCUUAUGUGAUUGCCAGAUUCGCCCAAAACAGUGAAGCGCGCAGCUGGUUUUGACAGUGAAGUGGUUGUAAUUACAUAAAUGGGAGGGUAAGGAUGUUGUUUAUAUUACUACAACACCUACCCCCGUCGAGUAUUGCAGCAGCAGAAGAGGAAAGUAAGGUUGUUGUGGCUCUUGCCGAUGAAAUUCUUAAUCAUUGGAUGAAAGCUCAAGGCAUGAGAAAUCUUCCUUGUUGAUACUGUGACUUGAAAAUGAUGGAAGUGGCAAAUCCAAAUGUGGCUGAAGUGUGGGUAUUAGGGAAAGCUUUGAGCUGGUUGAAGACUCAUAAACUCUUUCGCCCUACGGUGGAGUCGGACUGUGUAGAAGCUCUCGAAGCAAUCCGAAGUGAUAUAAAGGUGUAGUCAUUUGUGUCUGUUGCCUUGAUGUUGUACACUCAUUUUUCUGCUUAUGAUUGCUCUGCAAUUGAAUUUCCAUAACUUAUAGACAAAUAAAUGUCGAUAAAUACUGAUUAACUGGCAGGCAUCAACCAUAUGAGCUGAAUUGCAGUUGAAAUGAGUGAAACCUGUCCAGAGUAAAAACAAAUUAAUAGACAACUCGCAAGCACUCUGUUGAAAACUUAGAGUAAAUAGCACUUUGCAUCCCUUAACUUAGGUCGUUUUCGCGAUACGGUCUCAAACUUUAAAUAAUUGCAAAGUGCAUCCCGCAGCUUUUAAUUUUUACAGAAAAUGCACCCGUUUGACUGUUUAACGUUAAAAUCUAACAGUCAACGUUAACGCGAGGGACAUAUCAGUAAUUCAAAAUUGUAAGUUUAAUUAAGCUGGAUUUAAAAAAAGAAAAUAAACAGAAGUAAAGUAUAAGCUCCCUCCCUCCGAAAUCGAUCACUACUUCCCCCCCUUUUCAAUCUCAGUCUCUAAACCCUAGAAUACCAAUCGUGUGCCAAAUGCGAGGUCGAUUAAGAGUUGUUGGUGGCGAUGGUGGAGAAAACACGAGUUGGGCUGAAGUUCCUGCGGAGUAUUGGAGUCGAGUUGCCGGUGAUGGUGCUAUUCCAGUAAUCCCUCAACCAAGCACGCCAUUGGUAGGCGAAAUACCACCGUAUGUUGGUACGUUUCUUCCUUCUACUGAUUACUUGCUGAUUUUUGCAUGCAUCAUUUCUAGGGUUUGAUAUUGUAUUGUUUAAACUGGUGGUCCCUUGUUUGUUGUCUUGUAUAUGUAAUAUAAUAUAGUGUUGUCCCCCCUAAGCUUACUUUUAUAUAGAUUGUGCCAUGUUGUUGUUAUUUUGAUUUUUUUUGUUUUAUAUGUAAUAUAUGUAGUUCUGUAUUUAUUUGUGUUUUCAGAGGAUUCGAAAUUUUUCACAAUUAAACUACACCACCAUGGGGACUUUGAUGAGAAUUUAAAUUCAUAUGUGGGUGGUGAAGUCAGUUACUUUGACAUGUGCUCACAGUUGGAGUUUGGUAUUGCUGAUUUGGAGUCUAUGUUGAAUGAAGUUGGAAUAUUUUUAGGAAAGUUCUGUUUGUGGUAUUGCAUUCCUAAUACAGAACUAGAUCAGGGGUUAUUACCAAUCAAAGACAAUGAUGAAGUUGAUUCAAUGAUUGUGCUUUUGUGCUACUCAAAAUGUAUGAAUUUAUAUACCACUGAUAAUGUGAUUGAUUAUGGGGCUGAUUUUGGGGAUUUUUCAAUGACACAAUACGAGGAGGAUGAAAGGGUUGAGAGGAUAGAACAAAUAAGAGAGGAACGUGAGUAUGGUGGUGAUGGUCAUGGUGAGGCAGAUGGAGAGGGUAUUGGUGCUGGUGGGGCUGAGGGUAAAUUGAAGAGUGAUGAUGAUGAUAAAGUUAGUUUUGAAGGUGAUAGUUCUAAUUUGGAUUCAACUGACAGUGAGGUUGAUACGCUCCCAAAGAAACAGAAAAAACCAAGGAGGAUUCCUCCUCCAAAUCCUCCCUAUAGGACAAGAAAGAGGGGCAGAUAUUCCAUGUUAAGGGGUUUGUUUAAAAACACCGCAGAUAAUCCUGUAGUGUUGGAUGAUUCUGGACCUGCUGGAAGUCAACCUAGUCAGGAAGAGGUUGUACAUGACCAAGGGAAGACUGAAACUACUGAAAAGAAAGGGAAGAAGGCAGUACCAAGGAAAAAAGUUACCAAACCUGAAGAAAAGAAAAAGAAGAGUGCCAAGCAAAAUGAAAGGAAGACUAUGAAGCAAAAUGAAAGGAAGACUGUGAAGCAAGAUGAAAAAAAGAGUGCCAAGAAAAAGGAAAAAGUUGAAGAUUUUGGACAAACAAAUGCAAGUCAGAUACUGCAACUUGAAGAAGAAGAAGAGAUUGAACAACUUAUUGCACAAGGGACAGUGGUAGGUGAAGAAGAAGAACAAACAGGAAGGAGAAACUACUGCAGCUGCACAGAGGAUUGUGAAGUGCGCCAAUUGCCAACAACUUGGACACAAUAAGAGGACUUGCACUGCUAAGGUACUAACUAUAUGUAAUUAUAUGCAGAUCUGUUAAGGUGCUAGUAAUUAUGUGCAGAUCUGUUGUUAAACAUGUAUUAUUUUACAGAAAGCUCAUGAACAACAAACCUCAGCUGGGCCUUCUAAUCCAUCUGCCGGGCCUUCUAAUCCAUCUGCUGCUUCAAAGACAAAUCCAUCUGCUAGUUCAAAUGCAAGUGCAAAUUCAACUGCCCCUUCAAAGACAACUACUAGCCAUGGAGGUAUAAUCAGACCCUUUAAGCCCCCAGCUGCAAUUUCUCGACAAAAUCCUUUAGGCGUGGAGCCAAUACCAGGGCAAAAGUUCACAUCUCUUAAGAAUUUGGAAGCAGCCAAGACCAAGAUGCAGAAAAAUAUGGGAAAGAAGAAUUAAGGGUUCUAUCUAUGUACUGCUUUUGACUCAUUUUGAGUGCUUUUCCUCGAAAAACUAUUUCCCCACUUUGCUUUCACUUGCUUUUGGUUUGUCUAUCUAUUGUAAACUCAGUCUGUGAUGAUGUUGGAUAAUGCUAUUUUGGAAUCUCUGUGUAAACUUUAAAUUAUUGGAUGUGAUCCACUUCUUUUUAACCACAUAUUUACUC